Messenger RNA from Ectocarpus sp. CCAP 1310/34, 2682 nucleotides. The record is from the annotation of a GenBank genome assembly. Lineage: Eukaryota; Phaeophyceae; Ectocarpales; Ectocarpaceae.
AUGCCGGAAAUGGAGAGCCAUAUAGACACCGUUGCAGGUGCAAAAUACAUCACGGUCUGUGACAUUCAGUCAGCUUUCCAUCAGUUGCCUAUCAACGAUAGACACGAGCAAGACAAAACAGCCUUCGUAACUCGGAAUGGGAAAUGGGUUUUCAAACGUCUUCCCUUCGGGAUCGCAAACGCACCAUUUCUCUUCCAGCGAACCAUGGCUCUAGCUUUUGCUCAUUUCGGACCAAAGUCAGGACUUCUCGUAUACAUGGAUGACCUAAUCUGUUGUUCAUCAACGUGGGAAGGACACCUAACUUUGUUGGAGAACACUUUCAAGGCCUUACAAGCAGCAGGGCUCACCUUGAAACCCUCCAAGGUACAAUUCGGUCCAAAAGAGGUCAAAUACCUAGGACACAUCCUAUCUUCCGAUGGGAUCCGCCUAGGAGACGAUCGGAUCCAAGCCAUCCUCGAUCUACCAACGCCGACAAAUAUCAAAGAACUACGGUCAGUGCUGGGCAUGGUCAAUUACGUACGCAAAUUCAUCCCUGAUCUAGCUACGACCAUCGCCCCUAUGGUUGAUCUAACAAAGAAAGAAUCACUCAAGUCAAUCGCGAAACUCUGGGGUCCCGAACACGAUGCAGCAUUCGCUAAAGUGAAGAAACUACUCACGGAAGCACCUGUCCUGCACUUCCCGGAUUUUUCCAAAGAGUUUGUGAUUCAUGUCGACGCGUCUGAAACGGGAGCGGGAGCAUUCCUAGCCCAACGUAACGGCGAUGAUUUAAACAUCAUCGCAUACUUCAGCCAGCGCUUUAACAAGAGCCAACGACACUAUUCCGCAACCAUGAAAGAAUGCUAUGCUGUAGUGUUGGCAAUCCAACAUUGGAGGCCAUAUCUAUGGGGUAGACACUUCACAUGCGUCACUGACCACGCGGCGUUACGAUACCUCUACACGAUGCAAGACACUUCGAAUAUGCUCACACGCUGGGCAAUUGCUCUGCAAUCAUUCGACUUCAGCGUUCAGCAUAAACCGGGGAAACUCAAUGUAGUACCCGACACGCUAUCGCGUCUGUUCGUUUUCGAGAAAGAUCAAGAACGGAACACACCGACGCUAGCACCGAUUUGUCGCAACGUACCAGAUGACCCGAAACUUCAAACGGCAGUACCCACCAGACCGUACCAACUAGACGCUGAUCAACUACACAACGUUCGACCUGUCCACAGCGACCGGGAGUUGUUCACUGUAAGCGCAACCGAGGUGUUUCAAUCCGUCAAUCACGACAAGCUCCGUGAGAAACAGAUGGACGAAUACGGAGAUUACAUCAAAUACAUCCUCCAUGAAAACGCACCUCUACCAGACAGGGAAACAGAAACGACCAUGUCAUAUUAUUCCCUACAGGAUGGCUUACUGUUUAAGUCGUACUUGCCUGGACAUCUCCGCAAACGAAGCACGUUCAUCGAUCAGAUUGUAUUACCGCAAGACCUUACAGGCCUAGUAAUGCAUGCAUAUCAUGAUCACGCUUUAUCAGGAGGUCAUCUAGCUUUUCGACCGACAUACGAAAAAAUUAGACAGAAAUACUGGUGGCCGUCAAUGUCCCGCGACGUGCGCAAUUGGUGCCUUGAGUGCCAAGCAUGCCAACGCCGGAAAACACCCCACCGCCGUCCAAAACUUCCAACAGGCCACGUACCGGUUCAGCAACCCUUUGAACGAAUAUCGGUUGAUUUGGUGGAGUACAAGACACUCUCCAAGUCACACACCGGCGUAUACUGCAAGUAUGUGCUGUCGAUGAUGGACCAUCUAACACGGUUCGCCGUCCUCACACCGAUUCCCAACAAAUCUGCUGAAACCGUGGCAAACGUGCUAAUCGAGAAGAUAAUCAGCAUCUUUGGGCCGCCCGAAAUGCUACACUCUGAUCAAGGCACCGAAUUUGAGAAUAAAAUUAUUCACCAGUUACAAUCAGUCCUUGGAUACCAGAAGACCCGAACAACGCCGUAUCGGCCGCAGGGUAACUCUGUGUCAGAACGAGUGCAUUCUACUAUGCAUGCAAUGCUCUCUAUGCACAGUUCCAUGGAACGAGACAACUGGGCGGAGCUCUUACCUAUGGUACAACUAGCGUACAACACGUCUUUCAACAAAACCAUGCACGAGACUCCGUUUUUCUUAAUGUUCGGUCGCCAAGCACGCCUGCCGGUAGACGUCAUCCUUGGUAUCCCACACGUAGGAUCCUCAGCGGAUACCGAAGUGUUCACCAAGACCACACGUGAAAACCUGCAAACGGCCUACGAACUAGCACGUCAGAACUUGUCUGAGCGAGCUGCCAAACAAGCUGCACACAACGAUAAGUUACCGCAGUUUCCGGUGUUCCAACCAGGGCAACAAGUGCUACUGUACAAACCGUACCACGACUCAGACGGACCAAACCCAAAACUGCUCUUACCGUGGCGUGGGCCGUACACUAUUUGUUCGCAGCUGUCACCAGUUGUGUAUCGAGUAAAACGACCUAACGAAACGCGUGAACUAUCCGUUCACCUCGCCCACCUAAAGCAGUACCACGCCAGGCAGGCUCCACCAGCACCACAGUUCGACAGGCUAGCUGAGUAUUUCCUAGGAAAACGCAUUCCCCUGCCUGCAACGGAAAACACUGUCGAUCAACCACGUAUCGAGAGAUACAUCGUUGAGAAAGUGGCUGCGACUUAA